Molecule: messenger RNA, 2311 nt
Organism: Orbicella faveolata
Lineage: Eukaryota; Metazoa; Cnidaria; Anthozoa; Scleractinia; Merulinidae
Product: H(+)/Cl(-) exchange transporter 6-like
Biological process (GO): transmembrane transport; chloride transport
Cellular component (GO): lysosomal membrane; intracellular membrane-bounded organelle
Molecular function (GO): voltage-gated chloride channel activity
Source: RefSeq, a predicted model, not a curated record
UUUGAACAGGUACGAAACUUGCACAGUAUUGUAUUGUCUGAGACUUUCGUUGCACUUUUGAUGAUUGUCAAGUUCAACAGUUUUAUCCAUAACGCUGGAAACCUUACGUCCUGAGCUUACGUGCGUUAGGUUUUGUAGGGUAAGUCUGACAACGUACUUACCCUCCGGCCUAGGCGAUUGUCCGAAAGAGGCACAAUUUGAGCUCAUGAAUGAACGAAGGAAAACCUUAAGUUAGCUGUUAGCUGUUCUCUCUGCCAUUCAGCAAGCAUUAAACAGUGAGUUACAGUGUAAUCUGAAUGGACGGACAACGAGUAGAACGAUUCGCUGAAGGCUCUCAGGAACUGUACACUUCCACGGCAACAAGGCUGGUAUCAAGAGUGAAGCUGAAUAGAUCCUUUGCAUGAUCUUGUCAUGUGACCUUGUCAAUCAUAAUAAAUAGUUGUGGUAUGAAAUGGAUGCAGAGCAUGAUGAAAUUGAUGGAAGUUCAUGGCGAGGGAUAUUCUCAUGCAAAAUCUAAACUUCCAAGUAAAGACUAUGAGAGCCUUGAUUAUGAUGUUUGCUACAACAAACCUUUUUCACAGAUGCUUGCAUCCAGAGAUAAAAAGUCACUCUUGGGACAAGAAGUUGUGAGAUGGAUAGUAACAGGAGCCAUUGGAAUAUUGACAGGCUUGGUUGCUGUUUUUAUUGAUUACUUUGUGACACUUUUAACCAAGUGGAAAUUCGAUACCAUCCACAAAUCUCUUAUAGCUUGUACACCUUCAGGUUGUCUAGCAGUGACUCUUCUUAUUUUGAUGGCAAUUAAUGGCCUGUUCUGUCUUAUAGCUGGAAUACUUUGUGCCAUUGAGCCUGUGGCAGCUGGAAGUGGAAUUCCUGAAAUCAAGUGUUACCUGAAUGGAGUGAAGGUUCCUCAUGUGGUGCGACUUAAAACCCUAAUAUGUAAAGCAGUUGGUGUGUUGUUUAGUGUUGCUGGAGGUUUAUUUGUCGGGAAAGAAGGACCAAUGAUCCACAGUGGUGCAAUUAUAGGUGCUGGAGUACCCCAGUUUCAAAGUAUUGCAUUUAGAAAAAUCAACUUUGAUUUUCCGUACUUCCGAACAGACAGAGAGAAAAGAGAUUUUGUGUCGGGAGGUGCAGCUGCUGGAGUAGCAGCGGCUUUUGGGGCUCCCAUAGGAGGGGUGUUAUUUAGCUUGGAGGAAGGAAGCUCAUUUUGGAACCAAGCACUCACAUGGAGAAGUUUUUUCUGUUCCAUGGCUUCCACAUUCACAUUGAACUUUUGUUUGACUGGUAUUUUUGGUUAUGGCUGGGGUUUAUUCAAUCAGCCUGGCUUGCUCAACUUUGGAGACUUCAGGUGUAAGGAAGGAACAGAGAAGUGUGAUCUGUGGAACCUACAGGAUGUUCUGAUCUUCAUUGCUAUGGGCUUUGUUGGUGGUCUUCUUGGAGCCUGGUUCAAUGCUUUGAACAAACAUCUCACAGUCCAUCGCAUCUUGCAUGUCUAUUCACGAGCUAAGCAUGUUAGGAUUCUUGAAGCUGUUCUGGUUGGUUUUCUCACCACUUCAGUAGCAUUCUUUGGUCCAAUAUACCUUGCACGCUGCAAGACACUUCCUCCUGGCAGCACUAAGGGGAAUGACACCAAGCCUUACUUUUGUCAAGAUGGACAGUUCAAUGACAUGGCCACAUUGUUCUUUACCUCUCAGGAGUCAGCAAUCAGGCAACUUUUCCAUCUUGAUGGUGCCUUUAGUCUGACAUCCCUGGGGAUCUUUUUCAUCUGUUUCUACUUCCUGGCCUGCUGGACAUAUGGUGCCAGUGUUCCUAGUGGUCUGUUUGUUCCUUGCUUGUUGUGUGGUGCAGCUUAUGGCCGCUUUAUUGGAGAACUUUGCAGGCUGUUGGGAUACCAGCACACAUAUCAUGGAACAUUUGCACUGAUAGGAGCAGCAUCAUUCUUGGGGGGAGUUGUGCGCAUGACAAUCAGCUUGACUGUCAUCCUAAUAGAAUCAACCAAUGAAAUCAGUUAUGGCCUGCCAAUCAUGAUAACACUCAUGGUAUGUAUAAUCCUGCUUUUUUUAUGUACGGUGUACCUACUUUAAUUUACAGGUUCUGUAAGUAGCUUACUAUGAAACUAUAUCUGUGCAGUAAUGAGUUGACUCUUGUCAUUAUUUAACUUCCAACCCCCAUGCAUUUUCUUUGAUUAUUGUCUGGACUUAUCAUUAUUUCAUCUUAUUGUGUGGCUGGCUCUUUGAGCGGGCAAGAAUCAAAUCCUGCACUGUGAUUGGCUACCUGAGCGGGCAAGAUAGAGUUAUCUUGCCCGCUCAGGACU